This is a messenger RNA of Trichoderma citrinoviride, 1053 nucleotides long. RefSeq lists its product as hypothetical. The transcript is spliced from 2 exons. The coding region runs from base 1 to 1053 and encodes 350 amino acids. Lineage: Eukaryota; Fungi; Ascomycota; Sordariomycetes; Hypocreales; Hypocreaceae. The record is from RefSeq and is a predicted model, not a curated record.
AUGGCGAGGACCCAAAUGCAGCUCUACCUCGCGGAGAAGAGUUGCUUCCUCUGCCGCAACUAUCUCCCGUAUUUUUCAGGAUUCGGCGCUCAUUUAAGUCGGCUCAUGACGUGGGAGAUGGAAGUGCUGGGCUUCAUCGACAUUUCCCCUGAUUCUUCUCACGACCCGAGAGUCUUCACUUUCAAGGCUGAUCUCGGCGACCCUCAGUUCAUCGUCAAUCCGACGUUGACUCUCCGCGGUGGGACGACCAGGGUUGCCGUUGUCCACGAGCGCCCACGCACCGAAUACCGACACGCCUUCUUCGCGCACCAGGCGUGCUGCAAAGUCGUUGCGUUGCUGCAGCGCAAGCUUGCAUGCCGUGAGCUUUACAAUCUUGCCGUGCAGACAUCUGAACUACUGCCCAAGGAUUGCUGGGGACAAGAACGCCCAUGGCAUCUCGCCUCCCUUGCGGAUACCAUCGAGACUGGCAUUGUCGACGCCCAGAACACAAGCCUCGGCGCUUGUCUGUUGAAGUGUGCGAAACUGCCCCCAGAAAUACACAACUACAUUUUGAGAUAUAUUCGCGGGACCAGUCUUGCAUCUUCGCUGAUGACGGCUCUCCACACUUAUACCACUGGGCGUUGUCAAUCUCUGGUAACGAUUUCGAGUCACCCCGGUGCCAAAAGCCUCCUGCCCACAGACCACGUCGACAUGGCCCACGUCUGCGCCUCCUUCAUUACUCUUUUCGGCCGGUCCUAUUUGACUUCCCUUGAGAUCUUCCUCAAAGAGGGUCAUGGUGAUGCUUCUAACCGGAAAUGCCUUGAGAUCAGGAUAAACGAAAUUCGACGAGUACAGUUCAUCACCGGAAUGCACGGCAUAUCGGCUAUCAGGUUCUAUCUACGCGACGGGUCUGUCUCGGACUGGCUAGGGGACACCAGGAGAGGCUGGCGAAGUAGGCCGAUCGAAGUCACUCGCAGCGACCUCUACUUUCCGAGACAUGUAAGAGCUUUCAUCUUCAACCGUAGGACAAGUGCGGCACCUUCUCCAACGUUGACUUACUCAAGCAACAAAUAG